AUGCCUGUGGCCGUGGAGAAAUCCAAAAACUUUGGCAUUGACGCGCUGCUGUCCGACACGCCGUCCCCACGGCUGACAGACGGCAGUCCAGCUCAGCCCAUCCUGCCUCUGACUCGCCUCACCUCGUCCCAGGAUGGACUUAACGCUCUGUGUCAAGGGAUCUAUUCAAGCGCCAUGUACCCUCUGCGUGCCCUCGGAUUCCAACACUCCGCCUUCUGGUACCCGAGCUUGACGCAUCUGGUGCAGCCAUACCCAGAUCAGGUGAUUGGGACCGUGGAACCCUGGAUCACAACCGGGAUGAUGAUGAUGCCCAGACUAGGAGAGGACAGAGGUCCAAAUCAGGCAGGUUUGUUGGCGAAGUGUCGGAGGCCCAGGACUGCUUUUACGAGUCAUCAGCUGUUAGAAUUAGAAAACCAGUUCAAACUCAACAAGUACCUGUCCAGACCCAAACGCUUUGAGGUCGCCACUUCACUAAUGCUGACCGAGACUCAGGUUAAGAUCUGGUUCCAAAACAGGCGUAUGAAGUGGAAGCGGAAUCAGAAACCAAAGGAGCACGUGAUACCACGCUCUCCAGUAACUGAGAUGAAGAGAACUGGGAUGAGUGCAGACAGCUCAGCGCUCACUGAUGACACUCACAGUUCCAGUCUCAAUGGGGAAGAGUUGCAUCAAGAGGAAGAGGAGGAGGAAAAGAAUGGAAUCGAGGUGUUACAGGAUGCUUCUUUAGAUUCUGUGGACUUACUGAAGUAUGCACAUAGAACAAUGAAGGGCAGCUUCUCUGAUGAGGACCUGUAA
This is a messenger RNA of Thalassophryne amazonica, 792 nucleotides long. Its product is annotated as homeobox protein Hox-B4-like. The transcript has 3 exons. Gene Ontology annotation, biological process: spinal cord motor neuron cell fate specification; neuron projection morphogenesis; regulation of DNA-templated transcription. NCBI's taxonomy places the organism in Eukaryota, Metazoa, Chordata, Actinopteri, Batrachoidiformes, Batrachoididae. Gene Ontology annotation, molecular function: DNA-binding transcription factor activity, RNA polymerase II-specific; sequence-specific double-stranded DNA binding. Gene Ontology annotation, cellular component: nucleus. Bases 1 to 792 code for a protein of 263 amino acids. The record is from RefSeq and is a predicted model, not a curated record.